AGUGACUCCGCGGCAGUGGAGCUGGACGCGCGUCUGGGCGGCUCGUCUGACUUCUGCCUGCCCCCACCUCCGGACGCUCAGUUCCGAGGAGAAUCCGACAAUGAAGACACAGUGGAAGGUGCUCCUGGGACUGCUGGGGACUGCUGCCCUCGUCACCAUCAUCACGGUGCCCGCGGUUCUGCUGAACAAAGACAAUGAUGCUACAGCUGACAGUCGCAGAACCUACAGUCUAACUGAUUAUUUAAAAAGUACUUUUAGAACGAAAGCUUACAACUUGCGAUGGGUUUCAGACCAUGAAUAUCUCUACAAACAAGAAAAUAAUAUCUUGCUAUUCAAUGCCGAAUACGGAAACAGCUCCAUUUUCUUGGAGAACAGUACAAUUGAUCAGUUUGGACAUUCUAUAAGUGAUUAUUCAGUAUCUCCUGAUGGACAGUUUGUUCUUUUAGAGUACAACAAUGUGAAGAAAUGGAGGCAUUCCUACACAGCUUCAUAUGAUAUCUAUGACUUAAAUAAAAGGCAGCUGAUUACAGACGAAAGAAUUCCAAAUGACACACAGUUGAUCACAUGGUCACCAGAGGGUCAUAAAUUGGCAUAUGUUUGGAAAAAUGAUAUUUAUGUAAAAAAUGAACCCACUUCAUCAGGUCAGAGGAUCACAUGGAAUGGGAAAGAAGAUGUAAUAAAUAAUGGAAUACCUGACUGGGUUUAUGAAGAGGAAGUCUUCAGUACCCACUCUGCUCUGUGGUGGUCUCCAAACGGCACUUUUUUAGCAUAUGCCCAAUUUAAUGACACUGAAGUCCCACCUAUUGAAUUCUCCAUCUACUUGGAUGAGUCACUACAGUACCCUAAGACUAUGCGUAUUCCAUAUCCAAAGGCAGGAGCUAUGAAUCCAACUGUAAAGGUCUUUGUUGUAAAUACCGACAAUCUCACCAAUGCAGUUCCUAAGCAAAUCGUUGCUCCUGCUUCUGUGUUAAUAGGGGAUCACUACUUGUGUGAUGUGACAUGGGUAACCAAGGACAGGAUUUCUUUGCAAUGGCUCCGGAGGAUUCAGAACUAUUCAGUCAUGGAUAUUUGUGACUAUGAGUCUAAUGGAAGAUGGGAUUGCUCAGUGGCACGGCAACACAUUGAAACAAGUACGACUGGCUGGGUUGGAAGAUUUAGGCCUUCAGAACCUCAUUUUACCUCUGAUGGGAAUAGCUUCUACAAAAUCAUCAGUGACAAAGAGGGCUACAAACACAUUUGUUUUUUCCAAAUAGGUAAAGAAAAUUGCACAUUUCUUACAAAAGGAGCCUGGGAAGUCAUCAGUAUAGAAGCUCUUACCAGUUAUUACCUAUACUACAUUAGUAAUGAAAAUAAAGGCAUGCCAGGAGGAAGAAAUCUUUAUAAAAUCAAACUUAAUGACUACACAAACGUGACAUGCAUUAGUUGUGAGCUGAAACCAAAUGAGUGUCAGUACUAUUCUGCAUCAUUUAGUAAAGAGGCGAAGUACUAUCAACUCAGAUGUUCAGGCCCUGGUCUGCCCCACUAUACUCUGCAUAGCAGCAGCAAUGAUAAAGAACUGAGAGUCCUGGAAGACAAUUCAGCUUUGGCUAAAAUGCUGCAGGAUGUCCAGAUGCCUACAAAAGAACUGAACGUCAUUACUUUGAAUGAAACAAAAUUUUGGUAUCAGAUGAUCCUCCCUCCUCAUUUUGAUAAAUCCAAGAAAUAUCCUCUACUAAUAGAUGUGUAUGCAGGACCCUGUAGUCAAAAAGUAGACGCCACCUUCACACUCAACUGGGCUACUUACCUUGCAAGCACAGAAAACAUUAUAGUAGCUAGCUUUGAUGGCAGAGGAAGUGGUUACCAAGGAGAUAAGAUCAUGCACGCAAUCAACAGACGACUGGGAACACUUGAAGUUCAAGAUCAAAUUGAAGCAGCCAGGCAAUUUUCAAAAAUGGAAUUUGUGGAUGACAAACGAAUUGCAAUUUGGGGCUGGUCAUAUGGAGGGUACGUAACCUCAAUGGUCUUGGGAGCAGGAAGUCGCGUGUUCAAGUGUGGAAUAGCCGUGGCGCCUGUGUCAUCAUGGGAGUUCUAUGACUCCGUGUACACAGAACGUUACAUGGGUCUCCCAACUGCAGAAGACAACCUUGGCCAUUACAAGAAUUCAACAGUCAUGAGCAGAGCUGAAAAUUUUAAACUAGUUGAGUACCUCCUUAUUCAUGGAACAGCAGAUGAUAACGUUCAUUUUCAGCAGUCGGCUCAGAUCUCCAAAGCCCUGGUGGAUGCUGGAGUGGAUUUCCAGGCAAUGUGGUAUACAGACGAAGACCAUGGAAUCGGUACCAGCUCAGCACACCAACAUAUAUACACUCACAUGAGCCACUUCAUAAAACAAUGCUUCUCUUUACCUUAGCACCUCAAAACAGCCUGCCAUUUAAAGCUUAUUAAAAGCUAUUUUGUUCUCAUGAUCUUAAAACUCCACUGUCAAGAUGAUAUAAAAAAAAUAUACUCAAAUCAAGAAAUUUAAGGUUACUUUGUUCCCAAAUUUUAUGUCUAGGACCCUAAGUGGGAACUUCUGUCAUUGCAACAGAUUAUUACCAUACAGAAGUUUGAAUUAUUCAGUCUGGUUUUGUUUAUUAUUUAAAAUCAUUUCCACAUCACUUGCUGAAACAACAAAUAUGGAUUGUUUUUAGGGGAGCUUUGCAUAGGUUUCCUGGGCAUCAUUUCAUUUUUUUCCUAGCUGGACUAGUCCAAAUAUUGUUCUGUUCUUUAAAGGGAUGGUAAGAUGUGCGCAGUGAUGCGCUGAAGCGGGGGUAAGAAGAGGGGGUAGGGAGAGAAGCUAGCUGGGCCUGGCUGGGAACCCAAGUCCAAGCACGCUGACCCGACCAGGCUGCUGUCAGCUCCUCUCAGAGAAGAGCUGUUCACAGCCAGAUUGGCACAGUUUUCUGAGAAAGACUAUUCAAACUGUCUCAGGAAAUCAUAUAUGCAAAGCUCUGACUUCUGAGUAAAACCACAGCAGUUGAACAGACUCCAAAGCAAUGAGAGAGAAACUGCCAACAAUGCAAAGCCCCCAGGUGCCAGUUAUGGCUAUAGGUGCUACAAAAACACAGCGAGGGUGAUGGGAAAGCAUUGUCAACGUGCUCUAAAAAAUACUGAUGUUUCCUCCUGAAAGAGGCAGCUUGGAACUGAGAUAUGAACACAUCAGCUUGCCCUGUUAAAAGAUGAAAAUAUUUGUCUUGUAAAUCCUAACUUGAAAGAGUACUUGCAUCAAAUUUUCUUAUUUCUUUGAGCACCUUAAUUAAAAGAAUAUUUUUACUUCCUUGGA
Molecule: messenger RNA, 3298 nt
Organism: Hipposideros armiger (great roundleaf bat)
Lineage: Eukaryota; Metazoa; Chordata; Mammalia; Chiroptera; Hipposideridae
Gene: DPP4
Product: dipeptidyl peptidase 4
Exons: 26
Coding region: 101-2386 (761 amino acids)
Biological process (GO): proteolysis
Cellular component (GO): plasma membrane
Molecular function (GO): serine-type endopeptidase activity; dipeptidyl-peptidase activity
Source: RefSeq, a predicted model, not a curated record